CCAGCUGUUUGCGAAGAUUUCCUGUUUCUCCUCCAGCCCGGGCUCGAGAAGUUAGUGAGUCACACGCACGCAUACCCCCACACACGGCUCCUCACACACUCACACACACACACACACACACACAUACUUAGGCGCCGGGCGAGCCGAGCCCCAGCGGAACAGCCGAGCCCCCGGGCCAGCCUCCGGGGCCCCCAGCCCGGCCCGUGGCCCGGACGUCACAUCUGGCCUGCACAUCUGCCCGGGGGAAGGAGAGCCGGAGCCAGGGCGCGCCGGGGGCCGAGCGGGGAGAGCUGCGCAGCGGCGGCCGGGCCAGUCCGGUGGGCUCCCCCUCCUCCACCCCUUCCUCCUUCUCCUCUUCCUCGUCGCCCGCCCCGGCUGCUGCCCGGCUCCCGCUCUAUGCGGAGGCGGAGCGGGCUCGGCCAUGAGUCGGGCUCUCCCGCGGAGCCCGGGGCUGCUGCUCCUCUUCCUGUGGACGCGCAUCGCCAGCACCAUCCCUCCCCACGUCCAGAAGAUGGUUGAUGGAAAUCCGGUCACUGAGGAAAAUGGUGCAUUAAAGACCGCGCUCCUCUGCAAGUUCUGUGAUGUACAAGCAACCAACUGCACCAGCAAUGACAGGAACUGCUUAAGUUUCUGCGACAUCACUUCGAUCUGUGAACAAGCCCAUGAAAUCUGCGUGGCUGUGUGGAGGAAGAAUGAUAAAAAUGUAACCAUAGAAACUCUCUGCCAUGAUCCUAGCCUCAAAGUCCAUGGCUUUGCUCUGGAGGAUACUAAUUCUGACAAAUGCUUGAUGAAGGAAAAGAAGGUCCCUGGUGAGACCUUCUUCAUGUGUUCCUGCAGGAAGGAGGAAUGCAAUGAUAUCUUAUUCUUCUCAGAAGAAGUUUUUGACCACUCCGAGCUUUUGGCCAUCAUCUCCAAAGUGACCAUCAUCAGCCUCCUUCCGCCCGUGGGCAUCGCUAUCGCCGUGAUUGUCAUCUUCUACUGCUACCGGGUACACCGCAGGAGAAAGCUGAGUACCACCUGGGAGAGCAGCAAGUCGCGGAAGCUGGUAGAGUGCAGCGACCGCUGUGCCAUGAUGAUGGAUGACGACCGCUCGGACAUAAGCUCCACCUGCGCCAACAACCUCAAUCACAACACAGAGCUGCUGCCCAUCGAGCUGGACACCCUGGUGGGCAAGGGGCGCUUUGCUGAGGUCUACAAGGCCAAGCUGAAACAGAACACUUCCGAGCAGUUCGAGACGGUGGCGGUCAAGAUCUUUCCCUAUGAGGAAUAUGCCUCCUGGAAGACUGAAAAGGAGAUCUUCUCGGACAUCAACCUCAAGCAUGAGAACAUCCUUCAGUUCCUGACGGCGGAGGAGCGGAAGAUGGACUUGGGAAAGCAGUAUUGGCUCAUCACCGCCUUCCAUGCCAGGGGCAACCUGCAGGAGUACCUCACCAGGCACGUCAUCAGCUGGGAGGACCUGUGGAAGCUGGGCAGCUCCCUGUCCAGGGGCAUCGCCCAUCUCCAUAGCGACCACACUCCCUGCGGGAGACCAAAAACAGCCAUCGUUCACAGAGACCUGAAGAGCUCCAACAUCCUAGUGAAAAACGACCUGACCUGCUGCCUCUGUGACUUUGGGCUGUCCCUGAGAUUGGACCCGACCCUCUCUGUGGAUGACUUGGCCAACAGCGGGCAGGUUGGGACAGCAAGAUAUAUGGCUCCUGAGGUUUUGGAAUCCAGAAUGAACUUGGAAAAUAUGGAGUCCUUCAAGCAAACAGAUGUAUAUUCCAUGGCCCUGGUUCUCUGGGAAAUGACGUCUCGCUGCAAUGAGAUAGGAGAGGUCAAGGAAUAUGAGCCGCCAUUUGGUUCCAAAGUGAGAGAGCAUCCCUGCGUCGAGAGCAUGAAGGACAACGUGCUGAGAGACCGGGGUCGGCCUGAGAUCCCCAACACGUGGCUCAGCCACCGAGGUAUACAGAUGGUUUGUGAGACUUUGGCCGAGUGCUGGGACCACGAUCCAGAAGCACGGCUGACCGCCCAGUGCGUGGCCGAACGUUUUGAAGAACUGAGCGAUCUGGAUCGGCUGUCGGGGAGAAGCUGUUCAGAGGAGAAGAUCCCUGAGGACUGCUCCCUGAGCACCCCCAAGUAACCUCAGGCUCAGCUCGUGGUGAGGGCCAGGACGCUGCCCAUCCAUGCCGAGGGCAGGAAAACUCCAUCUGAUAAGUGCCUUGGUCUGGCUUCCUGUGAAACCGAGGGGGUCCCUGCACUCCCUUGAAGCCAGGGCUCCGGAGAGGAACUGGCUUUGGUGGGAACCAGCAGCAGGCGGGGAGUGGGUGACAUAAAGCAUUCUACGCCUUUGACAUUGUCAUAGGAUAAGCUGUGUUAGCACUUCCUCAGGAAAUGAGAUUUUUUUCCCCUUUCCUUACAAUAGCCAAUAACAAUUGCACUUUAUUAAUGCCUGUAUAUAACUACGGAAUAGCUAUGUUUUAUAUAUAUAUAUAUAUAAAUAUAUAUAUAUCUAUAUCUAUAGUUCUAUCUACAGCCGUACUCUGUAGAGACGUGGAAGCCAAGGAGAUUAUCUUUGUGUCAGAGGAAUGGGGAAUGGGAGGCCGCCCUCCAACAGCAUUAGCUCCUCUCCCCUCCCCUCAGAUAGAUAGAGGCAAAUAGCCACUAAGGAGUGAAUUGCGGCAUCCCACAUCCCUGCUUUUUCCCAUGUUCCCCAAGAAUGCCAAAGCUCACUCCUGGCCCAGACCAGCACUUCUUAACCUUUGUUCUUCUGUGCUCUUUGGGGGGUUCAGAUGAUUCUAGCUCGGAUUUCUGACCGAGUUCUCCUGGCCUCCGACUCUGGGAUUGGAGUCUCUUGCACCUAUCUCAUCAUUGGUCAAGAGCCUUUCAGAAUCUGUCACCUGCUGUGUUCGUAGGCUAAAGAGAAAUGUGGGGGGCAGCUCCCUAUGAAGCCCCACAAAAUCAACCAAAGCCAGACAGAUGUUUCCCAUUUGCCUUACUUUAUAUUAUGUGGUUGUGAUUUUCUUUAUGAAGAAAUUGUCAUGUAUUUAACUCCUGAGCCCUCUGCCACUACUUACUCUAAUUUCCCACCCCCCAAAAAAGAAACCAUUUGGCCAAAUCUCUGCUCCCUACCCCCACUGGAUGUGCACCCCGUGUCUUAAACUCUGUUGUUUUACCCUCUAUUCUUCUAUGCAAAAACCAAUGAAUUCCAUCUCUCCCCACCCCCUGAAUGCACUGGGACACUUUGGCAUUAUGGAAAGGAGAUGAUAGAUGAUAUUGUUGUAGGCCUGCUUCCCUACACUUUAUGGGAAAUGGAAGUCCUGUUCUUACCCUAAGCUUGCACCAUUGUUGCUCUGGUUACUCCUGACGAGUCCCUGGUUUCUUCCUCCGAUUUGGAGUGACAGGAGGUAUGAUCCAGUGGGAUUGAUUUCCUGGCUCCGCCAUCUCAUUUUGCCAUCUGAAUUGAAAGAGUUAUGCUAAAUGACUUUUAAGGUCCGUUUUCAAUCUAAAAUCUGUGCUUUCUCCCCCAUCCCAAAUCCCAUCCAAAAUCUAAAGAUGGACAAAAACUUAAGUCUCCAUUGGAAGGUAAAGAUGGGACCGGGACAUCUCCCAAUAUGUUUCUUUAAGGCUUUGUCUCCCAGAGGCCUUUGCUAUAAGCGUCAGUCAGCCUCCAAAGCAAGGGUUCCCAGGUCUUUCCAGAGUCAGCGGUAAAGCAUUAGGGAAUCUUUGUCAGCGACUUUAGAGGGCCUUGCUAGGUGGCCCAAAAGGAAUACUAUUUCUGUACUUUAAGAGCUUUAAAAAAAAACUCAGGCAAAGAAGCUUGACUAAAAAAAUUCUUUUCAGAGCUCCCUCUCUUAUCCUCUCUUCGAGUCAUGAAUGUCUUGAGAGAAGGGAACUGCAGACAAAGGGGCCGCUCAGAUUUUUUUUUUUUUUUUUUUUUUUUUUUUGGUAACAGAGUGGGCCACGUAAAGAGAAACUGAGAUAGAACACAGAAGGGGAAGGGCACUAGCCACCCCAGGAGACUGCAUUAGUUGGGGGGGGGAGGGGUGUGCAGGAACCUGAGUCUCUGCUGUCUGUCCUAAAAAAGCCAUUUUCAUGUCUAGUGCCUUUGGACAGCUGGGGCCCAUUGACCCCUAGUGGUUGGUGGGUAGAAUCCUCAGGUAUCAGCUCAUUGGACGUCUUCCCCCUGGCAAGUAAUCCACAUAAACUGGAAUGUAGUAUAAAGUUAUAGUGUGGCCUGUUUGUAUUUCCUCAUUCAAGGCAAAAGACUAAGGAAUAACAUCCUGUAAUUCCUGGAGAUGCCAACUUUUUGUUUUUGUUUUUUUCUGAAACUACUACACCUAAAGGGAAAUCUUUAUUCUUUUAAGGAACAUUUCAGCUGUACAUGACAUAUGAAAUAGGAAUGUGAAUUAUAUAUAUGCUUUUUUAUCAGAUGUUUCAAGCACUUAUUUCCACUCUACGCCGUUUUUUAAAAAAAAUAAAUCUAAUGUUUAAAUCAAAUAAAGCAAUAAUGCUCAGGAAAA
This is a messenger RNA of Sarcophilus harrisii (Tasmanian devil), 4502 nucleotides long. It is a transcript of the gene TGFBR2, whose product is annotated as transforming growth factor beta receptor 2. The transcript has 7 exons. Lineage: Eukaryota; Metazoa; Chordata; Mammalia; Dasyuromorphia; Dasyuridae. The coding region runs from base 422 to 2122 and encodes 566 amino acids. Gene Ontology annotation, molecular function: ATP binding; metal ion binding; SMAD binding. Gene Ontology annotation, biological process: protein phosphorylation; heart development; cellular response to growth factor stimulus. Gene Ontology annotation, cellular component: signaling receptor complex; plasma membrane. The record is from RefSeq and is a predicted model, not a curated record.